Leptonychotes weddellii (Weddell seal) is the source of this 3926-nucleotide messenger RNA. NCBI's taxonomy places the organism in Eukaryota, Metazoa, Chordata, Mammalia, Carnivora, Phocidae. The record is from RefSeq and is a predicted model, not a curated record.
CACGCAGGAAUAGAAGUUUCGGGGCUGGACCCGAGGAGGGGCCUGAGCCCCUGGGGAGACGUUGUGAGCAGCCGUCCUCAGCCCGAGGAACCUAGCUGCCUUGUGAUCACGGUAGCCGGCGGCCAUCCAAGAAAUGAUUAACUGAGUAAUGAUUAACUGAGCUUCCUCCGGGAGGGAGGGCGGAAACAGUUAACUCCCGUGACAGCUGCAAUCAUUUAGGCGUGGUUUUCUAGCCUGGCUUGGACAAGAUCCUGGGCCAAGGGGCAGAGGAAGGACCGCUCCGGCGCCAGUCUUCCAGAUGGCUGAGUUGGAUCUGAUGGCUCCAGGGCCACUGCCCGGGAUCGCCGCUCACCCUCUGGCCACUGUCAGCCCAGACUCUGGGUCGAGCAGCCCGGCUGAAGAAGAGGACAUGGGCUCCCCGGGGAGCUCUCAGGAGGAGACAGAGGGACAGGGCAGCGGCUCUGCAGGGCAGGGGAGUCCUGACGUUGAGGGGGAGGCGGAGAUCCUGUGUGAUUUCUGCCUCGGAACUGGCAGGGUGAAGGCGGUGAAGUCCUGCCUGACCUGCAUGGUGAAUUACUGCGAGGAGCACCUGCGGCCUCACCAGGAGAACAGCAAACUGCACAGCCACCAGCUGACCGAGCCUGUGAAGGACCGGGACCUGCGCACCUGCCCUGCCCACCACAGCCCCCUGGUCGCCUUCUGCCGCCCCGACGGGCAGUGCAUCUGCCAGGAGUGUGGCCAGGACGAGCACAAGGGCCACGCCUCGGUCUCCUUGGAUGCUGCCCGCAGGGACAAGGAGGCUGAGCUUCGGGACACCCAGUUAGAGCUGGAGCGGAAACUCAGGUUGAAUGAAAACGCCAUCGCCAGGCUCCAAGCCAAUCACAAAUCCGUUUUGCUGUCCGUGUCAGAGGUGAAGGUGGUGGCCGAGGAGCAGUUUGGGGAGCUGCUUGCUGCCAUGAGGAAGGCCCAGGCCGAUGUGAUGCUCUUCUUGGAGGAGAAGGAGCAAGCCGCUCUGAGCCAGGCCAACAGCAUCAAGACGCACUUGGAGCAUAGGAGCGCACAGAUGGAGAAGAGCAAGCAUGAGCUGGAGAGGAUUGCUGCCCUCAGCAACACUGUCCUGUUCCUGGAGAGGAGUAUGAUAUCAGCACUCAAGUGUCUACUGUUGUCGAGCGCAAGUAUUGGACCUCAAAACCUGAGCCCAGCACCAGGCACCAGUUCCUCCAAUAUGCGUGUGACAUCUCCUUUGACCCGGACACAGCUCACAGGUAUCUCCGGCUGCAGGAGGACAAUCGCAGGGUCACCAACACCACGCCCUGGGAGCAUCCCUACCCGGACCUCCCCAGCAGGUUUGUGCACUGGCGGCAGGUACUGUCCCAACAGAGCCUCUACCUGCACAGAUAUUAUUUCGAGGUGGAGAUCUCCGGGGCAGGCACCUACGUUGGCCUGACCUGCAAAGGCAUCGACCGGAAAGGGGAGGAGCGCAACGGUUGCAUUUCUGGAAACAACUUCUCCUGGAGCCUCCACUGGAACGGGAAGGAGUUCACAGCCUGGCACAGCGACACGGAAACCCUGCUCAAAGCCAGCCCUUUCCGGAGGCUGGGGAUCUACGUGGACUUUCUGGGGGGGAUCCUCUCCUUCUACGGGGUAGAGCCCGAGGCCAUGACUCUGAUUCACAAGUUUGAGUGCAAGUUUUCAGAGCCGGUCUACCCUGCCUUCUGGCUUUCCAAGAAGGAAAAUGCCAUCCGGAUCAUGGAUCUGGGAGAGGAGCCUGAGAAGCCAGUGGCAACCUCUGCCGAGGCUGCUCCCUAGACCCCAGACUCUUGCUGACCACAGAGACAGGGCAGAAGCCUGCAUCUUAAGGGGGACCUGGGGAUGGAAAUGUUUGCCAGUGGGAGCCGGCUUUAGGAGUCACAUGGGUCCCUGCACAAGGAGAGACGUCUCUGGCUUUUCCCUUUUGCUCCCUGCUGUGCUGUUCUCUAUGUUAUAGUGCUCCCUAGGCACGUACACCCCGUUUCUCAUCUUCUAGUGAUACUCUCCUGUCUGCUCAGGUGAAUAACACACUGUGCCCAGGCUCGGUGACCAGGAAUCUUCAGAGCAGUAAAAAAGAUGGCAGAAUCAAUUGCAAGCUCUGUUUUGCAUUGUCUACCCCCAGACACUGUUCUGGAUGCGGUGUGGCCAUUGAGUCCACCUUCACAGCAGCCCCCUGGGGGUAGAAGCUCCUAUCAUCCUCAUUUUGCGGAUGGGGAACCCCUGGUCCCGGGUGUGUGUGUGUCAGUGUCAGUGAACUUGCUCAAAGUCACUCCGCUCACAUGGCGAGCAAGUGGCAGAGCUGGGAUUUGAACGUGGGCAGGCCGAUGCGGAGAUUUUCACCACCACACCAUGCUGCCCUCCUCAUUCCGUCAUGGGUAUUGUGCGUAAGGGAAUAAGCUACAUGAUGUCCUCCUCAGCAUGCACACCCAAUGUCUUAAACCCUCAGUGUGUCUGCACCCACUCCGUCUGGCUGGGUCGUGCAGCUGAGACCUCGUUACCUCAACAGCAGCUCAUCCUCUUUUUGGAUAGUAAAAAUGAUAAGAAAUGUCUUUCCAGAGUCCAAGUCUUAGUCCUCAUGACCUCUGAAGGGGGGGGUCUCACCUCGAGAUGUGGGCUUCUCUGAUUUCUCAUUCAGAGGACAGUCCUUCAAAUAUUUGGAGGCAGUUCUCACGCACAUCCCCCAGGGAAGUAGUCUGGUUUUCACGCUCCAUUUCCCACUUUUCUUCGUAACUUCUGGGUCUUUUCCUAUGAACUGGGUCAGGCAAGUCUCUCUUCCUCUUCGAUAGCUGCUGGUCUUUUCUCAAGAGUCUAUUUCUUUACGUCGCUUGUCUUGUUUCCAGAGACCCCGUCCUCUAUUUGUAUCCAAGGAUUUAUACAGUGUAGGAUUUGAAUUUUUUAUCAGAUUUUUUAAAAUUUGAAUUUUGUUGAGUUAAUUUUUUUUUUUACUUGAAUUUAAAAUUUCAUUGCAUCAUUGCUGCCCGCUGAGAUACUUUGGAUUCAUGAUUCUGCAUCCAAUAGAUGAGCACUCCUUCCUAGCCUGGUGUCACCUACAGAGUUGGUAAACUUUUCUUCUGAAGUGUUAAUCUUGUUGAUACAUAUUCAUUAGGGGAGGGCCAAAUAUGGAAUCUGGCAGCCGCCAGUCGAUACCUUUGGGUUUAGUUAUUCAAUACGUUACACCUUGGUAAAACUGUACAUUAAUAUAGCCCACUUUUAACCCUUUAUCCACCAGACACCAGGAAGAACUUUUCCAAAGGCAGAAAUCAAGACAUGUCUGCCUUUCCUUGCUCCGCCUGUCUCACAAUGCUCUCAAAAGAGAAAAUGAGAUCAGCUUGGCCUGCCUCGUUUUUACUGAACCGCUGUGGGUUAAUUGGUGCUGGCUGCUUUAUUUUCUAAAUGCUCACCAACUGCUCCAUUAAAUUAUUUUAGGAUUCCUCUGCUGUGAGUCAACAUCAAGUUGAUGAGUCUGUUGUUUCCAGAACCUACCUUAUUUUUCUUUUUAAAAAUUAAGACAUGUGUCCCCAUCCUCUACCACUUUUCCUAAUUUCUUGAAGAUUACUGCCUGGCUUUUGGUCACAUUGGUCAACAGUGUCAGUGUCGUGAGAUGUAAUUUGUUUAGGUCAGAAUGCUGAGCUCUUAUAAAGGGACCCCUUGGGUGUCUUCUUAACUGACUUGACCUUCAUUUCCCUGCUAGCUCCUUUUGUUCAUUCAGUUUCAGGGUCAACGCUUCCUUUCUUGAUAUAAAAGAUCAAAGCAAAAGUGAGAGUUAGAAACAUCUACUUUCGCCUGUCAUUGCUUCCAUUGACGGACAUAUCUUUUUUCUUAUUCUUGGUCCUCAAACUGGAAUUGCCUAAAAUGAACAAAUUAAAAAAAAAAUAAAACAAGAGAACAAAGGCCUA